Caretta caretta (loggerhead turtle) is the source of this 2952-nucleotide messenger RNA. Lineage: Eukaryota; Metazoa; Chordata; Testudines; Cheloniidae. The record is from RefSeq and is a predicted model, not a curated record.
AUGUCUUCAGAAGCCCCGUUGGACACAGAGCUCAGCAGAAGAAGCCUCAAGAAGCAAUGCUCGUUCACCAUCGAGAACAUUCUCUCCAGCCCAACAGAGAGAAGUCCCCAGGUUCUGGUCCCGUUCUGUCUCCAGGGGAUCCUGGACUGUGAGCCCAAGGGGCUGUGUGGGCCGGAGGCCAUCGCUGCUGGCUCUCUGCAGGAGGAGGAGGAGGAAGAAGAACUGGAAGCGGCUGGGUGCAGCUGCUGUUGCUGUUCUCAUGCAAGCACCCGUUCCCUGCAGGAUUCUUCAAAUUGGCUAGACACCAGGUUCCCCUGGCCCAUGAGGCUAAUUCAUCCCACUGCCAGGGCAUGUAAGAAUCUUCGUGGGAGCCAGAAUGAGCUGCAGACCUUCCAUCAGAUCCAAAGGCGGACCCGCCGGCACCGGACCAUCUUCACUGAAGAUCAGCUACAGGCCCUGGAGGCCCUUUUCAACCAGAACCAGUACCCAGAUGUCAUCACCAGAGAGCACCUGGCCAACCGCAUCCACUUGAAGGAGGAGAGAGUAGAGGUUUGGUUUAAAAAUCGACGGGCCAAGUGGAGGCAUCAGAAAAGAGCUUCUACUUCGGCUCUGCUCCUUCAAGGCACCAAGAAACCCUCAGAGGAGAACUGCUAAGGGACUGACACUAAGUCUCACUGGGCUACUGUGAAAAGCAUCCAUUGCCCUGUUCCACUGGUUUCACAGCCAGGUGGGACAGAUGGAAGAGGAGGGGGGCUGGAGAGGGAAAGCAGUGAGGGAAUCUUCUGAUUCGAUGAGGUAAAGGGCAGGUAAAGGUAGGUGCUGUAUUUUCAAGUCCUUAGCUUUUUCAUCCGAACAAAGUUCAUCUCAUGACAAAUAAAACAAAUGAGUCAUAGGGCACGUAAGCCGAAAAGUUGCCAAAUGCUGAAGGCGGGGAUAGAGCUUGCUUCAAUGUUAGUAUUGUAGUUGCAUAUGUGGAUGAUGGAGAAGGAUUUCUCUCAACUUGUCUUUGUUCCUGUACAGAUCGCGUUGUGCCUGUUUUGUUGUUAUAUAGUAGAUUCGGAGACUAUUCCGGAAAAUGGCCUGGGUUUAUAUUGUUUUUACAGUGUCAUGGUGGUGUCUACAGUUGCAUUUUGGGGUCAAGGUAGAAACUGACGAAUUACACAGCUCAUUCCUUAAACAAACUAACAGGCUUUAUUUGCAUUCUUCAAAAUAAAUUCAUUCAUGUACGGAGUAGGGGGCAUCAAAGUACUCAUAGUACUUUCAGACUAACGUCUUCAACUAACCUGUGCUAACGCAUGGCUGGGGUACAGUUGGUUGUUAGUGCAGACAAAGCCAUUUGUAUACUUCGCAAUCUUCUCUUUCCAUGCCCGACCACUCUGUAGCUGCUCUGGUCACAAUGUGGGUUGGGUGCCUGGAAUGGGGCAACAGCAGUUGCCAACCCCAAACAAAAGGGCAAAAGAGAAAUGAAAACUAAACUGUAGCACUGCAGAGGAAAAGCAGCACCCGCUGCUAUGGGUAUCCACUAGAGUUUGUACUGAUAGAAGGCUGUAUUUCACCAGAGAAGCUGGUUGUUUCCUUUUUGUGUGUGUUUCACUCAGCUGGAUAAUUCAGCUAGAUCUGUCAGUUUCCCAUUCUGGUUCUCAUGCACUAGGACCUUGCUUUCGGGUCUAGAGUGGUGUGUUGGGCUUCACAACAGCACAGAGGAAAGCUUCAGCCCCAGAACUGUCUAUGUGGUGCAAAAUCUGCCCCACCUGCUGUGUAAACGCUAAGGAUGAUAACUGUGUGCAGGGUUGUAGCCAUGGCAGUCCUAGGACAUUAAAGAGACAAGGUGGGUGAGGUAAUAUCUUUUAUUGGAUCAACUUCUGUUGGUGAGAGCUUGUCUCCCAAGAUAUUACCUCACCUACCUAAGGAUGAUAAUUGGCAACGUCCUACAAGGCUAGCCAGCUUUUGAAGAAUCAUUCCUGAUUUCCAUCUCCAUUCUAUGUUUUAUUCCUUGCAGACAGAUUCCCUUUUGUCUUCAGACUUGGAUCCCUCCAUGAUAAUUGUGGGUAAUGGGGUGUGUAUGUGCAGUAAAUGCUGCUGGAGUUCUUUUCAAGCUGUCUGUAAAAUAAAAGAUUCAUAAAUAAAUGUAUUGGGGAGAAGGCUGGUACUGGGAUUGGAGCCCUGGCAUUGAGCUUGCCAAACAUGAUGCUCCUGACAAAAGAAGUAACUUUAAAUUGGUUAGUCUCUAAGGUGCCACAAGUACUCCUUUUCUUUUUGCAAAUACAGACUAACACGGCUGCUAUUCUGAAAUAAGUCCACAAAGAUUCUAUCACUGUAAAUAACACUUUGCACUCCACAGCACCUUUGCCUUCCUUCUGUGCUGCAGGGCUCACACCAAGAGCCACACACUAGUGUAGAAUUUUCAACACAAGGAUAUUGAGUUAAGCCUGAGUGAUGCCAUUUUCUGGUGGAGAACUUGCUCUACCGGGGAACUGCAGCUGAAGAGCGCAGCCCUGAAAGUUGGGAGCGCUGGCCAGGGUGUGGGGCACGGCUAGGGGAUAACAUAUCCAGGGUUUGAAUGCUGGGAAUUGUCAUCUUGUUUCAGGAUAGGACACACAUACAGGCAAAAUAAUACUAAUCUAUUUCCCCCAAGCAAACUACCUGAAAAACUUGAAUUGAACAUUAACGGAAUAUCCAUCUUUUCAAAGAUAUAUAGAGGCUUGGCAGGAUUGGAUUAUCAGUAAAUGUCUAUGGCACCGAACACAUACAAACCACUGAAAAAAUAUUUCCAUUGAUAAUAAUCAAAAUUCACUGAUGGGUAAAGUGAAUGAAAAUGCUGCUUGAGAACUUAAGUUUAAUUUAAGAAUAUUUACUUUGUAUAUUUUGACAUGUGAUCUGGACAAUUUGUGUUUUAACGGUUGUAAAGUUUUAACUUUGUAUAUCUCAGUGUCUACUGUCAAUAAAUAAUGA